UUAUUAUCGUUUAUAUUUGCGUCAAUAUGCAUCAUAUACAUGUUUAUAGCCAACUAUAUCGGACAGAAUAUAAUUGACCACAAUAAUCAUGUAUUUAUUACUGCAUACAACGUUCAGUGGUAUAAAACUCCAUUACAUAUACAAAGAAUGAUACUAUUUUUACUGCAAAGAAAAGCCAAGGAAUUUUCAUUAAAUAUUUGUGGAAUAUUUGAUGCCUCCAUAGAAGGUUUUGCAACGCUAAUAAAGGCCUCCGUAUCUUAUUUCACAGUCAUGCAGUCUACACGAUGA
Atta colombica is the source of this 288-nucleotide messenger RNA. RefSeq lists its product as uncharacterized. Gene Ontology annotation, biological process: sensory perception of smell; detection of chemical stimulus involved in sensory perception of smell. The record is from RefSeq and is a predicted model, not a curated record. Gene Ontology annotation, cellular component: plasma membrane. The transcript is spliced from 3 exons. The coding region runs from base 40 to 288 and encodes 82 amino acids. NCBI's taxonomy places the organism in Eukaryota, Metazoa, Arthropoda, Insecta, Hymenoptera, Formicidae. Gene Ontology annotation, molecular function: odorant binding; olfactory receptor activity.